UCCAGUUCCUUCCCCUCUUAGAUGUUGUUUCUAUGAACAAAAACAAAAAUGAAAAGAUGUUGCCAAAUUACAAACACACUCAUCAGUGAUUGUUUUAUAGUUUAGUACAUGUAAAAACAAUGGCUUUGAGUGAAAAGGCUUUCUUACCACCGGAACUUGAAGACGAUCAGCAGGCUGCUGUUUUAUAUUCGCCAUUCCGAGAUAAAUCUCUAAAUCCCAAUUCAUGGAAUCGUAAAAUGAAAUUCUGGGAAAAUUGGCUGUCUAAAAUAGCAUUAGAGAGACAAUGUUUAACAUUUGAUUUAAAUUUAUUACCAUCCAUGUUUGAGCGAAAGGGUAUAACACCUAAGUGUUUUGCUACUGUUAUUGAAGAACUUGCAAAGUGAGUUUAUUAAAUUGAAAUUUAUUAGAUUAUCCUUGAUGGUCCUUGUUAUUGUUUUGGCAGGAUUUAUAAUUUAUUUCUUCUACUUCUAUAUUUUAAAAGGGCAAGGGCCAAACGAUCAAAAUAUUGACAUUGAUCAUUCUGGAUCCUAUGUUUGUAGAGGGGUUUGUGAUGCAACUGUGCAUGGUUUUGAAGAGGAUACUUCACUGGUUGCAAAUUUGCAAGGGCUACUCAGCGAUGGUAUUAAGAACUGCGGUUUGGAAGGGAGGAAGCAAUAGACGCAAAUGUGUCAAGUGUAACCUCAAUUGUUGCUUCUGGAAGCUUGUUCCAAUCCCUGACUGUCUUUGGCAGGAAUGAGCAGUUCCUGUACAGAGUUCUUGUUGCUUUUUGAGCCGGAACUGCCUGUCAUGGCCUCAUCACUGUCUAGGAGGGAUAGGGAUGAGUUUCUGUUUAAUGCUGCAGCAGUGAACCAGCCCAUUAUUUAUCUUGUACAUAUUUGAAUCAGGCUUAGCUAGUCAGAUGAUAGUAAUUAAUAUUAUGAAUAUGAUGAUUGGUCUGAUCACAAGCUUAACAACUAGUCUUACUAGAUUAGGCUUUUAGUUAAAGCUAUUCCUUCACUAUAAUUACUUUUGUCUUUAUUUUUUAGCAUUUUAUUAACUGUUAAGGGGAGGGAGCUUCAAAAAUUUAUGAAAAUGUGAUAAAAGUGCAUAAUUUGUGUCACAAAUUUGUGAUGAUUUGUGGGAGGGAUAAAAUAUCAACCAAAAUAGCAAGUUAUCGUUUAUUAAGGUGACCAUUGUUAUCAAAACCAGGACAUUUAAAUUUUUUUAAUCAUUCUGCUCUAUGGCAGUCUAUGGGGGGGUCCAUUAAUUACGUCAACAAAAUAGGGGGGGGGGUUGGAAAUGUUUGACAGUUGUUGAUAGGGGGAAGGGGGUGAGUUUCGAUUAGUUGACUUCAACACUCAUGUUUUUUCUAUUAGACUUUUAAUCUUAAAAAUUGGCUUGUACUUACAUUAUUUUAAACAAUUUAAAGAGUGUAAAUAGUCACAUAUGUUUAGGCUUUUAACAAUUUAAGAGUUUAAUGUUUGUCUGUCUGUGAAAUGCAAAUGGUUGGUCAGAAUGUUAGCACACUUUGUUAGUGCAAGAGAAGUCAAAAAUGGGCGUCUCUUCACCUGACAUUUUUCUCUUAAUCUGCUCCCUAGAAUGAAUAACACAUCAUUGUGUGCGGUGUUAAAAAAAAUGCACACUCAUAGGUGAUUAAUAACAACUAUAUCAACACAAAGACAGAGAGCUUAUGGCAAUUAUUGUUCACACCAACACUUCUAUUUUAAGUGCUGAAUAAGGAUGAUGUUUACUUGUCUGGUGUAUUAGUUCCACAAUAUGAAAAUGAUAAAUCAACUAUUAUAGACUAUGCCCAUCAGGGAUGGGAUCUCAGGGUUUUUUUCAGGGAAGGGGGGGGGGCAAAAACCAAAACUUGGUCGGCUUGUUAAGUUGUUUAUCACUGGAGGCGCCACAGUACAUAGCAAUUUAAUGGGGGGGGGCAAAAACCAAAACUUGGUCGGCUUGUUAAGUUGUUUAUCACUGGAGGCGCCACAGUACAUAGCAAUUUAAAUGAAACAAGCAAAAUCGGGGUGGGGGGGGGGAAAAUGCCCGCCUGCCCUACCCAAAUGAUGUCCCUGAUGCCCAUUAUUACUAUACAACAACACCUGGUUACCCCAUGGGAAGAUGAUAGCAGCUAGAAACUAUACUAUAAUUGUCAGCUAUACUGAAAAUAAUCAUAUUUAUACUUCCACAAACAAUGAUAUUUAGUCCUUAACAACCUAUUAAUUGAUUCUGCAUUAUAAAAUUUAAGUGUAAAAACUUUUUAACUGGUUGAUUAACAAGCUAAACAUGUAAUUAAAUGAUUAUAUUAUAAUUCAUUUUUUAUUUUUGGUGGGGGGGUUUAUAAAAUGUUGACAUAGUUAAAUGGGGGGGGUCACAGAAAGUUUGACAGUUGUUGACGGGGGGGGGUCAAACCAUGCGUAAAAAUUGUUAACGUAAUUGAGUUUUAAAAAAAAAAAUAUAUUUGUGAUUACAUGGAGAGGUCUUCUUUCAGUGAUGUGAUUUUUUUUGAAAAAAAAAUUAUUGUGGUGACAUUUUGGAUUAAUUAUAGUUCUUUGAGUUUUGUCAUUGAUGUAUCUGAAAAUAGAAUUAAUGGAAACAUUAUAUUUUAUAAUCCCAAAGAACGUAGAUCCCAGACUUUCUAUACUACCUAUAGUGCUGGACAUAAUAUAUUUUAUUAUUCUUGAGCAGUGUAUAUUCUUUAGUUAAACGACUUCCUUAUUUAAACAGGAAAAUAUUCCCAGCACAAUAAAGUCAUUUUUGAUUUAGACUCAUACUAGUUAGUUUUAUUUUAUAGAACUGGUAGAGUAAAAAGUAUUGAAGAGUUCAAGAAAUCUAAUUCCUGGCUAUCAUGGGGCUUCAACACUUUAGUCAAGCAACCUUUGACCUGGAGUGUUGGUCGUCUUGUUGGAUCAUCAACAGCAAAUAAAGCAACACUUUAUGUCUGGCCAGAAGUUGUGAAGGUAAUGUUAAAUAAAUACAUUUUAUUUUACGGAAAACUGCAGUGUGCCUGAAACCAUUUAACCCCUUUUAUUAUUGUUAAAUUCUGUAAAAUACUCACUGUGAUCACUUAAUAUAAAAUUCCUUUCUUGUAAAUUGGAGACAGAGCUUCUACCAAUCUUAUUCUUGUUUAGGCAGAUAUAGAUUUUUAGGAGGAGAGAAAGAGUAAUUGGACCAUUUAUAAAUGAUGUCACAUUACUUUUACAGAUUUUCGACUCCUCCAUUUCCUCAUCAUCACAGUUCUACACAAAAAAAAUAAACCCACUCCCCUCAAACAUUAAAUCACCCCCCAUCCCCCCACCCCACAAACACAAACAAACAAAAAAGUAAACCCACUCCCCUCAAACAUUAAAUCACUUCAUUUUAAAAAAAGGCACCAUGCGUCUAAUGUAUAAUCCCUCAUCCCCCCCCCCCCCACAAACACAAACAAACAAAAAAUAAACCCACUCCCCUCAAACAUUAAAUCACCCCCCACCCCACAAACACCAAACAAACAAAAAAGUAAACCCACUCCCCUCAAACAUUAAAUCACCCCCACCCCACAAACACAAAAAAAAUAAAAAAAUAAUUGUCUUCUAAUCGACACAUUUAAAAAAAAUGUCAAAGUCAGUGCAUCUCAGAUCUUUUUCUCUGUGUAAUCCUGUAACCUCAGGGUUGUCAGUGUUUGUACCAAUUCUCCACAGUACUGAUUCACUCAGUACUAAUUGAUGGUUAUUGUAUUUUAAAAAUGAAAACAUUGAAUAAAAUACACAUUAUCAACUAUCAAACAUCCACAAAUGUAAAGAAAAUAUGGUAAAAAUUACUGUAAGUCAGUGCACAUUGUUUCAGACAUGUCCCGCUCUUUAUGUGAUGUCACAUUGAUUAACUCACUCCCUCACUCAUCACAAAUUGUCAUAAAAAUGUGACCACCCCGCUCCCCACUCCAGUUUCAUGAACUAAUUAUUGCAUGGCCCCAUGUUUAAGAACAUAUCGCAUGAUUUUGUAAUGAAAUGACAUCAAUAAAUACUAUUUUAUAAAAACUAGAUAUUGAAAAAGUAUAAUUACUAUUGUUACAUUUUGUUUAUCUGCAGAAAAUAUCUGAGCAACUUCUAGCAGAUCUCCAAGCCAGCAUGGCUAAUGAGAUGACUAGUAACUUACUAUCUGUAGCUGAACUCAGGAAUCACCAUAAACUAUCAAUUCGAUCAGAUGAAGAAUUUGAACUGAUUUUGACCCAGCUUCAACAUGAUAGAAAGAUAGUUCUCCGGGAAACAGAGGAAAAAGAAAUGGUUUCCAUCUUAAUCUUUUUAAAAAUUAGAAAACAAUAAAUCAAUACAUGUAGUGAAGUUGUAUAACAUGAAUGUUUGCAUUGUUCAAAAGACCUCUAACAAAUUGAUUUGAUGUUAUUGAUAUAAUUCUUGCUUAUUUUAAUUAUAAUACACUCUUUAUACCAUAGCAAUCAUUAAUAUUAACAGAUUCUUGGCAACUGAUAUUUUGAAAAAGAAUGUGGUAUUUGUUUUUAAAAAUGAAAAUUAUAUGCAGUCCAAACAGAAGUUACUCAAAUUUAUGUAAAUAUUUAUAUUGUCUAACCAGAUUGUCAAGUUUUGUAAACAGGAUGCAACUAAAGUAGAAAAUAUAUUGGACUUUGAACUUCAAGUUUAUCAGUAAGUUCUAACAUGUAACAUAAAAGAUCUUGUAAAAAAUAGUUUUACAUUGACAGUACUGUAAUUUAGUAAAAGAUUUUGUUUGUUUUUGCAUCACAUGUUUAGCUGUUGUUUGUUUUUGUAUCACAUGCUUAGCUGUUGUUGGUUUUUGCAUCACAUGCUUAGCUGUUGUUGGUUUUUGCAUCACAUACUUAGCUGUUGUUUGUUUUUGCAUCACAUGCUUAGCUGUUGUUUGUUUUUGCAUCACAUGCUUAGCUGUCUCAUAGCGAUUCAGUUUGUAGCAAAAUAUUAUUUCUUGAGAGAAUAAUUUUGCUAAUAGUUAAUAUACAGGUAAUAUUUAAUGUUAUAUUAAAAAAUAUUUUUCUAAACAUUUAUAAAUAAAUAUAAAGAAUAUCUAAAGAUGAGAUGUUUUCGUUGGCCUGGGACAAAGGCUAACAGUAAGAGCUUUCUAGGCAUCAUGGUUCCUAGUUCCCUCCUAUCUCAUUAGUGUCUGCCCGCAGCUCACAUCAGUAGGCAUUCCUUGAUCUGUCCCUUUCUCUUAGGUGUUCUAAGUGAAGACUUGCCGGGUGAUGCAGGGUGCAUUUUGAGCGGGAGAUAAGGUGGGAUAGUUGGAGGAGGGGAAAACAUAAAGAGCACAGAAGCAAACCAGGGUGGGUCAGGAGUCAGUCCGAGAUAGGCGGCUAAAAUUAUUAUUAUUAUAAGUGGUUUUAUAUAGCGUGGUACCCCAGCCUAGGGCUGGGAUCACCAUGCUGUACAUACAAUUUAACAAACGUAAUAAAAAAACUUUAAAAAUUAAUUAACAUACAUUAAUUAAAUGAAACAAAACUAUUUACAUGUCAAGCCAUGGAAAACACCCAGCAGCAUAGUUUUUCGGUCAGAGGGGGUAAUCAGUCAGGAUAGUAGAGUUUAAAAAGAUGUGUUUUGAGUGCAGUUUUGAAGGCUGUGAGGGUCGGUAUAUUGCGGAUGUGUAAUGGAAGAGAAUUCCAUUGUUUGGGGGCACAGAAAGAGAACAAUCGUUCACCUUAUGUUUUUGUGUGAGUCUUGGGGACAGAAAGAAUACGCACGUCUGUGGAGGAGCAAAGCUGUCUAAGGGGUGAAUAGACAGAGAGAAGUUCGGUUAGAUAGGACAGGGGAGGAAAUCGAGAAAAAGUUAUGGCAGAGAACAGAGAUUUUGUAGUCUAUCCGUGCUUGUACAGGGAGCCAAUGAAUUGAAUGAAGUAGUGGUGUGACGUGAUCACGUUGUUUUGCCUCUAGAAUUAACCUAGCAGCUGAGUUUUGAACUUUUAAAAUUUUUCUAAGAAUUAUCUGCAAAACAAAAAGUCCAGAAGAAAGACAAAUGUUAUGGAGAGAGAGAGAGAUUAGACAAGGACAAAUAAAUCAUCAGAGGCCUGACCAGAUUUGUAUAAUGUUUGUGUAUGUGAAGUCUGGAAGGGAAAUUAAGAGAAAGUCAAAACCAGUGUUGUGUUGAUUGUCUUUUGCCAUCUGAUUGUCCUAAUAACCUAUUAUAAGUAGAUAACCAGAAAAUUAUCUAUAGUAAAUAAUUUUUAUAAUUUUUUGCAUUAAGGAUUCAAAAGACUUUGAAAAAGCUUGAAAAAGAAAUUGAAGAUCUUUCAGUACGAAAUGAAAGGUAAGAUAAUAUUAACAAAAAGCAACUACAAACUUUAUCUUGAAAAGUAUGGUGGCAUUGCCGUAAUUAACUCUGUUUAUCCCCAUGCUUUUUCCAUUUACUUGGUUCAAAACUCAAUUUUUCAUAGAGUUGUUUCUUGCUUAGAAUCAUUAAAAAGUCUAAAUCAGCUGUCUCUCUAUUAAUUCUGGAAAGGGAAAGAUAGUCUUCAUUUUAUUUUGAUAAUGGUUAAAUUGUAAGUUCCAAUCUUUAUCAAAUUUUUAUCAGAAAUAAUACAGGUAUAUCAAUGUAUUGAUGCAUAAAAAGAGAAUUAAUAAUUUUUAUGCACAUAUUAUUGACUUUCAAAUCAUUAAAAAACUAUUUUUACAGACUUGUUUGUGGGGCAAAACUAUACUUAAGAGAAGGGAAAAAGUCAAUGGUACAUAUUAUAAAUAUCAAUUUUUAUGCACAUAUUGUUGACUUUCACAUCAUUUAAAAAUAUUUUUACAGACUUGUUUGUGAGGCAAAACUAUACUUAAGAGAAGGGAAAAAGGCAAUGGUACAUAUUUUAAAUAUCCUUUCAUUUGAUUGUUUUAUUGCUUUUAAUUAUUUUAUUUGUUGAUUCUAGCGUGUUCAAAAAUUAAAAAUAUAUUAAAUGUUUUUUCUACACAUAGCAUUACGAUAUUUUUAAAUCUAAAUUAGGCAAAAGUAAAAAUUCUUUCAGUUCAAUGGUUGCAUGUCUUUAUUUGCAGGCGCUGCACAGUUUGAGAAAAAAGAAAAGCUUAUUGAAAACAAUAGAAAGAAAAUCAGCAUCCCUUGUCAAUUUGCAAAGCAUAGUGGAAAAGAUAGAAGACGCAAGCACAAAUGAGAUGGUGAAUUAACUAACCAUAAACAUGUAACCUGCAAAUAGCCUGAUUAUAAACCGUGGAUAUCAUCAUUCUAGAAUUUAAAAAAAAUGUUACAUCUCUUCAGCUUUAACAAGUUCUGUUAAAGUCUCACCUUUCUUGUCUAAUUGGUAACCUUAAAUAGCAUCUCAAAGACACUGCAGCUUUUGUCUGGUAUUUUUAAUAACAAUAUGCCAACAUUGAAUCACUUUUUAACUUCAUUACAUUCUGUAAUGAAUCUGUAAAUAUAUCCUCAGGUUAUCAAGGCUUGUGAAGCUGGUCUGAUGGCAUUGAAGUCAUUAAAUAAUGAUUUGACAGUGGAAAAAGCAGAAGCCAUUGUAGAUGGAGUCCAAGAAGUGAGUCAAAUAAUUAUACCCAUAAUUUUUUUAAUUCAAUUUCACUGGCUUUUGAUGUUUGUUCUUUUUUUAAGUAAAACAUUAUAUUUAUAUUAUUAUGAAUUUUUAAAAUUGUUUUAUUGAAAGUUAUAAAAAUAAUUAUGUAAUUAAUUAUGAAUUUGCUGAUAUAUUGUUUACAAUUUAUUGAUCAUGAAAAUAUCCAUGUCAUUUUAUGUAUUUUUAGGCUCUUGAAAAUCAGGAUGAAAUAAAUAAAAUUUUGAGCACUUCUUCAACUUCGUACGAUGAAGAUGAAGACCUAGAAAAAGACUUGGAUGAACUAUUAAAAGACUAUGGAGAUAAAACAAAAUUGGAUUAUAGCAAUCAACCUGGAAAGCAUGAAAAAACUGAAGAAAUCCCAUUAGAUGCCUUUCAAUCUUUAACUCUUGAUGACUUAGGUAGAUUUUUUCUUGGAGUUUGUUUAAAAUUAAAAAGUUUAAGGUUAAAAAAUAGUUCAUUCCACUAAUUAUAUAUUAUACAAUUCAUAUUAUUUGCUACUAAAAUAUUUUUUAAAUGUCAAUUAUAUGAUAACUGAUAUUUAAUGUGAAAACUAUUGCUUCAUUGUUUGUUUUUUUGCCUGCUUUAUUUUUGUUUACAAAUUUUAAUAUAGGAUUGUUUUUGUUCUUUUUUUAAAAAAUCACCAAUUUACAUUUCAGGUCUCCCGAAUGUUCCUUCCCGCUCACCUUCUCAAAGUGAUCAUGCACCUUCGACCAAUGACAAACAGUCUGGAAAACUGUUAUAUUUAUCUUGACUUCACAGUUACACACUAAUUUUUUUAAAUAUAUAAAACAGAGCUUCUGAUUAAGCAUGAUGUAAAUAGUAAAACUGUUUGUAAUUAAUGCAUAAUAUACUAGGUACUCCUUACAGUUACAAUCAGUAUUUUUCUACAAAAAAAUUUUUCGGCCUUGUUUUUAAGGGUUUGGGAACCUUUUUUUUUUUUGAAUGAUUAAUUUUAAAAUUGCAUUUGCAAGAAAAUAUUUAAGGAGCCCCAGGUAGGCGUGUUUGGGAAUGGGCACAUGACACCUGGAGUAAUAAUUACUUUCUUAUACCAUAAAUUUAGAAACAUGAUAAAAACAAAUAUAAUUAAAUAACUUUUUUUUCCCCCCCGCUCUUUUUAAAGUACAUAAGUUCAGUUUGAUAAUGAAGAGGAAAGCAUUUAUUCCCUGAAAGAGCCACACGCAGCUCCAGAGUGACAGGUUGAAGGCUUGUCGAUGACACUAUGUUAUCCGGCAGUUAACAGCAAUAAUAUAAUUGAACUGCCAAUACCAUCAUCCCCAGAAUUGACUGUCUAUUGAGUAUCUCUUUUAUGCUUUUACUCUUUCCACGUUUUUUCUAAAAGAGUUUAUUGAUUUAAUUAACUGAAACUUUUUAAUGAGUUGAUGAGACAUAUUGGCCAGCUGACAAUAUCUGUGUGACAGAAAUAAAAUUACUGGUAAAAUCAAUCCCCAAAACAAAUAAUGGAGAAAAAGGGAUCACCAUAUUAGACUGUCAUUUCCUAUCGUGUGGAGUGUGGAGUCCUGAUAGAUGGCCUCAACACUGAUGUAGUUAAUUGUUGAAGAGUGAACAGCACUUCUCUUUGCCAAAUGUUUUUGAAUGUUGUAUUUCUCUUCUCACUCAUUAGCGUUAAUGCUCAUUGCUCACAGUAAUUACUCGUUCUAAAGCCAGUUCGCUCACAACCCGCGCCCCCCCCCCCAGUUUUGGCCAGGAAAAGCCUGAAAAAGGUAUAACCGCCAUCAAGCCGACCCUAUAAAAUAAUAUACUGCUAUUACCCAUACGGUACAAAGAAAAUCAUUUUUCUUUACAACCCAGACUUUAAAAAAAUAAUUAUUGUGUAAGUAAGCGACUUGAAAACUAAUAAACUUACUGUAUAAUGUAAUGUAUACGUAAAGGUACUUGCUACAUGCAUCCAACCCGACCAACCGAUGCCAAAAGCUAGACGACUGCUGCAUUGACCUAGGAAGGUAAACAUCGAUGCAUUUUCCUUGCUGAAGUGUAUUCUCCUAUAAAUGUCAAGAAUCAAGUUUGUGUCAGUGCAGAUCUCAUAGUUGCAGCUUUGUCACUGACAUUAAAUUUGGGGCAGGUGCUGGUACCAAAUCUUAUUGAAAUAAAAGUUGCUCAAUAUGUUUCAGCUGUAGCUAUGAUCUUAUAAAAUAUAACAGUUGAGAAUGCAUUGUCAGAAACUAAAAUUUGUGAACCAAUUUUUCCUCAUGGCCUUACGCCUAACAGUAACUUCCUAUUGGGCCAUCCACAAAUGACAUCGGGAGGGGGCGGGGGGUUGUCACAAAUUUGUCACGCAGGGUGUGAUAAAAGUGUCUGAUUUUCUUACAAUAU
This is a messenger RNA of Lymnaea stagnalis (great pond snail), 9826 nucleotides long. The record is from the annotation of a GenBank genome assembly. Lineage: Eukaryota; Metazoa; Mollusca; Gastropoda; Lymnaeidae.